CUUUCACUUUCAGAGGUGUGGUCAAAGGGAGGUGUGACUGUGUACUUGCUUCCUGUAAAGUCUGUGAACUGUAGGUGUUGUUGCAGCUAGGAGUAGUUAUGGAAAGUCUUCGUUUUCAGUGUAGCUUUUUUCCUUGCAACAUGGUGCUGCCUUCCUCAGUUUGUGGGAAAAGAUGUUACUCCCAGUUUGGGGAUCCUCCUGAGCAGGAGCUUUCUUCACCUGACAAAAGGCAGCCACAAACUGAUCUUCCAAAACCACGUUGCUUUUCAGAGAUGCCUGCAGGUCAGAGCUUCAGGAAAGCUAAGAGAGAAAUCAAAGAGGAAUGCACAGGAGAUGCAAAGCGCUGCAGGAAAAAAAAUGGCCACCUCUUGAAGAAAAAGCUUUCUACAUUGAAUUUAUUCUCUGGGCAUUCAAAAGAUAUACUCCCCCAGGAAAGGAAUUUGGUCUUUGAAGAGAAGAAAAGAGAGUUGCAAAGAAAAAAUUCAAAGAAGCUGAAAGCACCACUGGAUGAUGUGUGUCUGUUGGAAAAGUCUCCCUCUGAGAAAAUGUGCCCUAAAUGCCAAAUCCUCAUUUGCAAGGUGUGUAAAAUGCUGCACACUGACAGCAGUUUUAUUGCACACAGCUUGUUGGAUCACUAUGAUAAAGGGAGGCACUCCUUCUGCUGUUCUGAUUCUGGAACUCCCCAGGACCACCAUGAUUGUAAGCAUAGUCCUGGACUGGAUAUGAGUUCCUGGCAGAUCUUGUAAGUUCUCAGCAUUAGAAGUGCAUAUACCGCUAAGACUUUCUCUAUCAUGACUGUGCACAGGCAAAGCCAGAGUGGGUCAUUUGUGAAUUGUAUCAUACCCUAGAUCCUUAACACAGACAUUUAAUAGCCUAUAUCAAAUGUUUUCAAGUGCCUCUCACUCAUGUGCACAGGAUGCUUUUUACCCUGUCAAAUCUGUGUUGAGGGUUAGUAUGUGGACCUGCCAACAAGGCGCAGGAAGGUGGAUUCCCAGUGCUGCACUCAUGGGGAUGCAUCUCAGCUAAUGAAACAGGUCACAUAACACAGAUUUUGACAAGGCUAGCUAGUCCUGUAAUAUAUAUAUAUAUAUAUUUGUAAUGUAUGGGUUAGUUUGUUCAGACAUUUCUGCUGCUGCUCCUCUGGGAUAUUAAAGUUUUUAAAUUAAAAUUUUAUUAUUUAAAAA
Heteronotia binoei (common prickly gecko) is the source of this 1184-nucleotide messenger RNA. RefSeq lists its product as uncharacterized. Bases 99 to 746 code for a protein of 215 amino acids. Lineage: Eukaryota; Metazoa; Chordata; Lepidosauria; Squamata; Gekkonidae. The record is from RefSeq and is a predicted model, not a curated record. The transcript is spliced from 4 exons.